CCGUCCGUCGGUCGAAUCGGUGUGGUGUGGACUCACCGUUGCUAGUACCUGGUGUACACACUUGUCAAAAUGUUGCUACGUCUGUUCCACGUGUCUGUCGCAUCGCUGUUCUUGUAUACAGUGUGGUACGACCUGAGUUACGUGAAUAUACCGUUCCCGAAUAAGGCCUAUGAGCAGUAUCCUUUAAGGGGGAGGUCAACGUUCUUGACGUUCUGGUGUUUGAUACUGCAAACAAUCUACUUCACCGUCUCCGUGCUGAAUGACUACAUCGGCACCAAUGUCGAUCACCCCAAGCAGAGCUCCAUCCUACGCUCCAUCAAGGACAAGUUGUUCAUCCUCGCCUUCCCUGUCGCUCUCUACGUCGCCUCGGCCUUCUGGGGCAUCUACGCCAUCGACAAAGACCUCAUCUUCCCUGACAAAAUAGCCAACGCCAUCCCCUCAUGGGUCAACCACACAAUGCACUCUCUAAUUCUUCUCUUCAUCGUUUUAGAACUAGUCAUAACUUAUAGAAGAUACCCGUCUAGGUUCGUUGGGUGCUCGAUCGUCGUUUGUUUCAAUUUAACGUACACUUUUUGGUUCCAUUGCAUUUAUUAUCAAACUGGGGUUUGGGUGUACCCUAUUUUGGAUGUGUUGAACUGGCCGGCUCGGGUAGGGUUCGUACUGGCCAGUAUUACUGUAGCGCUUGGAUUUUACUUGCUGGGAGAGAAGCUGAAUAGACUUGUGUGGUCGAAAGUUGAUAAGAAGAAGGUGAAGAGCAAAUGAGAUAUUGUUGGGUAACUAAAUUAUACAAAGACUGUUUUUUCUAA
This is a messenger RNA of Cydia fagiglandana, 806 nucleotides long. Its product is annotated as androgen-induced gene 1 protein-like. Bases 70 to 762 code for a protein of 230 amino acids. Gene Ontology annotation, cellular component: endomembrane system; membrane. The transcript is spliced from 2 exons. The record is from RefSeq and is a predicted model, not a curated record. NCBI's taxonomy places the organism in Eukaryota, Metazoa, Arthropoda, Insecta, Lepidoptera, Tortricidae.